Molecule: messenger RNA, 1414 nt
Organism: Paramormyrops kingsleyae
Lineage: Eukaryota; Metazoa; Chordata; Actinopteri; Osteoglossiformes; Mormyridae
Product: polymeric immunoglobulin receptor-like
Cellular component (GO): plasma membrane
Molecular function (GO): transmembrane signaling receptor activity
Source: RefSeq, a predicted model, not a curated record
AGGGUGUCCAUCAGUGAUGAGCCCCAUAACUUAGUCUUCAUUGUGACCAUGAGGAACCUGCAGAAGUCAGAUGAAGGCAGUUAUUGGUGUAGUGUCGUGGAUGGUUUGAUAUAUGCGGCUACCUCUGAUGAAGAAUACAUGUUAAUUGCUACAGCUGAAGAAAGAAAUUCCAACCUGAAGACAUUCAGUUAUUUAAGAGGACAAACGGGAGGAUCCAUCACCAUCCCGUGUUUCUAUGGUCAGGAGCAUAAACACCGUGUGAAAUACUGGUGUAAAUCAGAAAAUAUUCAACCCUGCACACCAACUACUAAAGUGACCAAGGGGACCAUCGCUGAUGUUCAGGAUAAAUUAGUCUUUCUACUUAACAUGACGAACCUGCAGCAGUCGGAUUCGGGAAAUUAUCAGUGUUUUGUGGGUGAAAGAAACACUAAGGAAAUGUCUGACAAUCUGUUCUUCCUGGUUACUCCAACUGCUCAGAGUGUGAGGACUGAGAGCUGGGUUUCUGCACGCAGAGGAGGACCUGCCACCAUCUCAUGUUACUAUGACCAAAAUUAUAAAGAUAAAACCAAAUACUUGUGUAGAGGAUAUGAACGGGAUUCCUGCUCCACAAUAGCACAGUCAGAUGGGGAACAGAGUAGAGGGAAAGUGUCAGUCUCUGAUGACCGUGACCAAAUGGUGUUUAAUGUGAUCAUAAGGAACCUGCAGGAGAAGGACUUUGACUAUUACUGGUGUGCUGUGGAGGCGUCUGCAGCCCAAAAUGAUCGUGCCUUUGUGCCCCUGAUAGUCCGGGAAGUAACCCCUGUGCCAACUACACAACAGACAGAACAGGACCAUCAUACAACACUGAGAGCUACUGUUUCUUCUCCUCGUCCUUUGUCACCCAAUUCAACAAGACAGAACGCCACAGAUUCAAGUUACACCACACUGUUGGUCUCUGUGGGGAUCGUAGGACUGCUGCUGCUGCUCACUGUUGUCAUGGUUACUAUGAUACUGAGGAAAAGAUCUGCAAUCACCCAUGCCAGAAACAGGAACAGAGAAAACACGGCUGACCUCAGUCCCUCUGUAGACCCCAGUGAUGAAGUGACAUACAUCUCAGUAACAGCAAAGGCCAGAAAUAUGGCUGCUUCAUCUUCUCAGGUCAAGCCAUUAGAAAAUAUGACCUCAGCAGACCCAAAUGAGACCUAUAGUAACACAACCACACAGAGGAAAAAGGCUGCAGCGGAUCCACAUGAGGUCACCUACAGCGCUGUGGUUCGCAAAUAGAAAGCAGCAAGUCGUUCCCCCCAGCCCCCAGCUGAAGGACCCUGAAAUUAUCAUGAUGUUCACUGAUGUACUGAUAGAGAAUAUCAAAAGAUGUUUUUAUUGUGUGUUUUAUUAUUAAUACAAAUAAAAUUUCUGUCUGUCAUGUCUCACA